Molecule: messenger RNA, 432 nt
Organism: Malassezia restricta
Lineage: Eukaryota; Fungi; Basidiomycota; Malasseziomycetes; Malasseziales; Malasseziaceae
Product: histone H3-like centromeric protein A
Exons: 1
Coding region: 1-432 (143 amino acids)
Cellular component (GO): nucleosome
Molecular function (GO): protein heterodimerization activity; structural constituent of chromatin; DNA binding
Source: RefSeq, a predicted model, not a curated record
AUGUCGCUUAGGCAACACAUCCAGCAAGAAUUUAUGUCAGAAUAUCGUCCCGUUUAUAACGACGCACACACAGUCUAUUACCCGCCCCAAGAAAAAAAACGUAGGUACAAGCCUGGCACGGUGGCACUGCGUGAGAUCCGCAAGUACCAGCGAUCAACAGAUUUAUUGAUAUCCAAGCUUCCGUUUGCGCGUGUCGUUCGCGAAGUUGCGGAUGAAUUUAUUGAGGCGAACUACGAUUCGAGCGCUAGCGCAGUUGGUCUGCGUUGGCAGAGCUCAGCAAUCCUUGCGUUACAGGAGGCUACAGAGGCCUACUUGGUACAUUUAUUCGAAGAUGCGAACUUGUGUGCCAUUCAUGCAAAGCGCGUCACCAUCAUGCAACGCGACAUUCAGCUGGCUCGGCGCAUACGCGGUGUAUGGGGCGGUAUCGGGUAA